AUGAAACCAGAAUCUUUAGUUAUGAAAAUAAUACAAGCUAUUGAAACAGCUUCCCCAACUGUAAUAACUUUCAAUGGUAAAAAAAUCAGCAUAACUAAAAAACGUAUUGAUAAUCACAAAUAUUGUAAAGUCAGAGACGAUAUAGACUUAGAAAGAAUUGACGCGAACGCAAAAGAAAGUGGAUUUUUACCUUUCCUACUACCUUUAAUAUUUGGUGGUAUUGCAGCGGCGGGUGCAGCAACUGGCGGAAUUUCUGCCAUAGUCACAGCUGCCAACGCAAAGAAAGCAGCUGAUGCUAAAGCCGCUGAAGAACGCAGACAUAAUUUAAUAAUGGAAAGGGAAGCCAAGGGUUCAGGAGUGGGAGAUAUGAUAGGCACAAUAAAAGAAUUUGGAAAAAGAAACCAAGAAAACUGUUAA
Molecule: messenger RNA, 417 nt
Organism: Lottia gigantea (owl limpet)
Lineage: Eukaryota; Metazoa; Mollusca; Gastropoda; Lottiidae
Exons: 1
Coding region: 1-417 (138 amino acids)
Source: RefSeq, a predicted model, not a curated record